UUAAAAGAUAAGAAAUAUGAUGACGUAAUACCAUUGUGUACGGAAAUUAUUGAAAGUUCGGAAUUUAAUUCAUUACCUUCAACUAAACUUGAAGUGUUAUUAUUACGAGCUACAUUUUAUACACUUUUGGGCAAAUACGGUUCUGCAUUCCAAGACUUAGAAUGUAUACUGAACAUCGAAUAUGCAUCCAAUGAUGUAAAGAUAAACGCCUUGUUAAAGAGAGCAUACUUACAUCUAAAGUUCAUGGAUCUAGAUAUGACCUUCAUGAAUUUCGAAUUAGCCAUUAGUAUAAAUCCGCGUUACGCCGAUAUUUACUAUCACAGAGGACGGUUAUAUGUGCGCAUGGGCAAACUAAACAAAGCUAAGCACGAUUUUGAAAAGGCUCUUGAAUACAAUCCAAACUGUAGUAUGGCAUGCAUACAAAAAUGCUAUACAGAUUAUUGCAUUGCGAUGUUAAAUAAAGAUGUAAGAUUAAUUGAAGCGGCUGUGAGAGCUUCCGAGGAAGUUUUCGAAAAAUAUACAAAUCUUCCUGAAUGUAUAUUUUGUUGUCAAUAUUAUAGUAAGAUGAUGUCUGAAAGUCAACAGUACCAAAAAGCUGAUAUUUAUUUUACUAAAAUAAUAAACAAACAUCCAGAGAACACAUCUAUGUCUUUAGUUUAUCUGCAGAGGGCCUUUUUGCAAUUUGAUUGGAGCGGUUAUUCUGAUAAAGCUGCGAAAUACCUUAAGAAAGCGAUAGAAUUGGAUGAAAAGUGCAGUUCUGCAUAUGAAGCGUUAGGAAUCAUUGAAAUAAAAAGGGGAAACAUAGAAGAAGCAAUAAGAUUGUUUGACCAAGCUGUAAUAUACUGUCGUACAUUUAAGGAACUGCUAAAUCUGUACUACUUGAGAGAUGCAGUAAAAAUAGAACUUAAUGUCAAGAAUCAAUUCGGGGACAAGUAUUCUGAUUUUUUCGGUCGUUAUUUUGAUUCACGGAUGUACGUGUUGUGAAGUAUGGGAGAAACCAUCAAAGGUUUAAUUAUGAUUUUAUGUUGAGGUAUCACUUUUGAACACGAUAUGUAUAUAUGUUUCUACACAUCAAUGUGCACGCACUCAUGCACUCAAAGUAUUCUAAAGAUUGAUUGGAAUGGAAGGAGAGGGGAGAGAGAGAGAAAGAAAGAGAGAGAGAGU
Atta colombica is the source of this 1164-nucleotide messenger RNA. RefSeq names its product mitochondrial import receptor subunit TOM70-like. The record is from RefSeq and is a predicted model, not a curated record. The annotation marks the transcript as partial. The transcript is spliced from 4 exons. Gene Ontology annotation, molecular function: protein binding. NCBI's taxonomy places the organism in Eukaryota, Metazoa, Arthropoda, Insecta, Hymenoptera, Formicidae.